AUGUCGGGUUCAAACUUUCGCACUCUCCUUCCCGGCGAUAUGGAUACCACCAUGAAAAAUAGCAGUUCAAGCGAUUCUUCCAAGAACAAGAACACCACACCGGAAACAACAGGUUCCAAUAGCCACGCAACCCCUGCACCCCUCGAUAAGAGAUCAGAGAGUGCAGGUCCCAUCUCAAAGAAGAGGAAAGUUCCGACAUCAAUCACCGCAAACGCUUGUGUCAAUUGUAAGAGAGCUAGAGCAAAGUGUGAUGGUAAACAACCUUGCACUCGUUGUACUAGCAAGAGAAGUUUAUACCAAGAUGAAUGCAAUUACGAGCCACAUACUAAGAACGCGAAGACGAUGCUGGUGAGGGAUCUCAAAGAGAGCCAUGACAUCAGGCACAAAGCAGAAAUAAUCUUCACAUGGCUCGCGAACAACACCGAAAACGAGCAUGAUAUCCUCGAGCGCAUUAAGAAUAGAGAGUCAAUCACGGAGAUAGCUAAUUGGCUGGAAUCCAUAGAGAGUACUGGUGAGUCACAGUUAUCUAUAUAUGGAGGUUCCAACAACGAAGUCGACGGUGAUCUGCCUAAUGAGUUUGCUUGGACAACAGUAACAGACGAUGAUGAAGUUAUCGAACAUCUUAUCUCCCUGUAUUUCACUUGGGUCCAUCCCUUCUACCCUUUGUUCAAUGAAGGUCACUUUGUGGAAAGUAUGCACCGAGGAUCAGACCAGUUUUGCUCGCACAGUCUGUUUAAUGCCAUCUGUGCCAUGGCAUGCUAUCUCCACACAAUCGUUGACGAAGAUACCACUGACUACAGACGAAUGGGCGCCCAAUUCUCUGAUUUGGUCAGAAACAGCAUCGACCCGCAAGACAAUAGCCUAACGAACAUCCAAGCAUUUGCGGUCAUGUUCUUGGUACGCUGUGCACAAGGACAAGGGUUCAGUGGUUCAGUAUACCUGUCCAUCGCAAGUAGAUCUAUGGAGAGCCUCAGACCAAGCAAUAGUGAUAGCAUCGAUUAUCGACAAAUCUGGAGGGAAACAGUUAAGGGUUUAAAUAGCCUGAAUGUCGAGUGGGCCCAGAUGACUUUCACAAUGGCACCAGCUUAUAUUCCAGACCUGCAGCCAACUCAAUCGGCUGAGGAAAUAAGCUUAUGGGAGGCUGAUAUGGACAAUCUCAGUUGGGCGCCGUAUCGAUUUCCUACAAACUUCAUAAGUGGAACGACAUUUCCCUGUCUGAUAGCAACCACAAAUCGCAAAAAAAUGGAGCUCGUUGAUAUCAUCCACAAAGCUACGAUACUCCUGUCUAAUACAACUGGACCUCUGAUAUCUGCUGAAGCCCUGUGGGCCAUUUAUCGCAGAUUAUUAACUUGGCAUGAAGAUCUACCAAGAAAUAUCGCCAUAGGUGGAGAAGAAGUUCAAGCGUUGCCGCAUGUAUAUUCACUGCAUAUAUUAUAUGCCACGACGGCAGUCUAUCUCCUAAGCCCACUACUAGGUUUCAAGGAACCUCAGCUUGAUGCACUGAUUAGGCAACAUGCAAAGGAAGGGCUCAAGCUUCUUGUCGAACGAUAUCACUUUCACUAUACGUCUCGCUACCAACCAGUCUCCCAAAUGUUCGCCAUGCUUUACCUGAUGGAGGUCUUGAUUCAAUCAUCUCCAGAAACCGACAAAGACUCUGGGAAAAAUGCCAUAGCAUAUACUAGACUAGCCACUGAUAUUUUGACAGAGUCCAAUAGUAGCUUUCCUGUUGCUAGCGUCUUUAUGGGAAUGCUUCAGGAAAAUACGAGGAGAUUCUUGAUUCCAUUGCCAAACGAACUUGAAGAUCUAUUCCGUCACAGUCAUCGCAUGUCGAAGUUUCCUUUAGACGAUGCCAUCAACGCAUUUGGAAGCACCACUUAUGUUCAGCCAGUUGAAGCGAUGCGAAAAAGGAUGAGUCCUGAUUUUGGAUCUAGAUGGAUGAUGCAUGCCGCUGCUGGAUAUCCCAAGGACUUCCGAAGACCACCACUCUUACGCCAACCUUCAGCCGAAGCAACAGGUGCACAGAACCUGAUGCGAAUCCUCAAUCUGCACAACCACAACACAAAUUGA
Molecule: messenger RNA, 2067 nt
Organism: Botrytis fragariae
Lineage: Eukaryota; Fungi; Ascomycota; Leotiomycetes; Helotiales; Sclerotiniaceae
Product: putative c6 transcription protein
Exons: 4
Coding region: 1-2067 (688 amino acids)
Biological process (GO): regulation of DNA-templated transcription; DNA-templated transcription
Molecular function (GO): zinc ion binding; DNA-binding transcription factor activity, RNA polymerase II-specific; DNA binding
Source: RefSeq, a predicted model, not a curated record